Porites evermanni is the source of this 4087-nucleotide messenger RNA. NCBI's taxonomy places the organism in Eukaryota, Metazoa, Cnidaria, Anthozoa, Scleractinia, Poritidae. The record is from the annotation of a GenBank genome assembly.
AUGACUCGGUAUUCAACCGAUCCCGAGAAUCCAACGAAGUCGUGCAAAGCACGAGGCUCAAACCUCCGCGUGCACUUCAAGAACACGCACGAAACAGCUGUGGCCAUUAAAGGCAUGCAUAUCCGCAAGGCCAACAAGUACCUGAAGGAUGUAGUUGCUAAAAAACAGAUCAUACCUUUCCUCAGAUUCAAUGGUGGUGUUGGUCGUAAAGCUCAGGUAUGCUCCAUCUGUAUGUUUAUUCAAGAAACCAUUAAUAAAAAGGGAAAGACCUAUUUUUUUAACCUCCUUUGGCCAUCCUUUUUCUUUUCUUGUUUAACAUGGAUUGGGUCAGUCGGUCGGUCGGUCAGAUGGAAAAAAAAAAAAUCUUGGCAAGAAAGCUGGGAUUAGAGGGCCAGGGGCCCGUUUCUUGAAAGUCCCGGUAACUUUACGGGCCCGCAAUCAAAUAUUCAAAUCGAAAUAUAAAGAAUAAGAGCGCGGGUCCUGGCUAGCAGACUACUCCAUUUUGUUUCACUAACUGAUAGUUUUAUCAUGCUAGAUACAAAACUAUUGAAACCUCGAUCCUUAAUGUAAACGGAGACAGCUUACCGGGCCCGUUAAUUAUCGGGACUUUCGAGAAACGGGCCCCUGGUACCCCAACAUAGUAGCGAGCCUGGAAAUAAUAAACAUGGUCACAAAAUCAAUAUGGCGGAAAUUGCGAUGGUCAUUGUCAUAGAUGGAGAAAGAUGGAAGAGAAAAAAAAGGGGUGGCCUUUGGGUUCAGCUAUUCUAUAAAGGAUCGAUAUGGCUGUCAGCUGAUAAAAACAGCUAAUGUGUUGUGAAUAGCUUCCAAGAUCUUAACAAAAACAGACAUAUGAGAACUGUCACUAUCCCUUUUAAUGCUCACUGAUCAAAAACCAAUUGCACAAGAUCCUUUUCUUCUUACACCUAGGCUAUUUUUAUCUAAAAUUACAGAGUAAACUGAGAAGCUAUCUGUUAACAGAUCUGCUUAGAGUUCAUUUAGUAACGCAAGCGUCACACAUUCACUUUAGUUCUCAACAGAUGUUUCACAGGGGCGUAGUUACCUGUACGCAUGGUACGCGCUUGUGAUCUGAAAAAGUUGAGGCAAGAGAACAUAAAGGUCCUUUAUGUUCUCUUGGUCGUGGGUAAAUAUAAAAUAAAAAGAUUAUAACAAAAAUAAGCAAGAGAAGAUAAUUAUUUCAUAAAGCUCAGCUUUCCCUUUUUGUUAGGUCAUGUGCAUUAGUUUUUAAAACUUACCAAAUAACCUGGAACAAUUUUACAGCAAUUCAGAAGAGUUCAAGUUGUUCUAAUGCAAAUUUGUUUGUUUACGUUGCUGUCAUAGGCCCUUUUAUCGAUAGAGUUUUACAAAUGUAUAUUAAAGGGAUGAUCCACUCACUACUUACUGUACAUUUACAGGCUGCUUUAUGCCACAGUCAUAAUAGCCAGAUUUUGUUGGACAAUAGUGUCAGAGCAAAGAGAUUAGAGACCUUUAGUUUUUAAGACGAGUACAACAACGAGUUCAAGAUUUGACUUGGAGCUUUUAUGUGUAUUCUCAAAAAAUAGACUCCCCAGAACGCUUCGUUUUACAAUUUUUCACGAGAAAAGUUAGCUAUGUUACCUUUAGUGAAGGAGUGAAGGAGGUUACAUCCUCUCCUGAUUGCAAAAUGAUAAAACUUCCAAAACAUUUGAUAACUUGUUUCCGCCACCUCAACAUUCUCACUAAAACUCAUAGUAGAGUGAUGACAGCUACCACAUUUUCCCACCAAAAUGACACUGGUUCAUGUGCAAGCACUACUAGGACUAAGAAAAUCUUGUACCUGUUGUUGUACUCAUCUUAGAAUCUAGAGGUCCCUAUUUUUCAACAACCACGUCAACCAGAAGUGGACAUCUUACCUUCUUGGGCAAUGCUGUCGUUCAAAUUCUCAGGCAAAUUAUCUCUGUAAGAGUAAAGACACUAAGCAAGAUAAAAUUGGUAUCGUCAAGGCAAAAUAAAGGGGAAAAGGCCCCUCUUCUGGUUGACAUGGGUGGCUCUAAAACAUCUUUGCUCUUUAAGUUCCCUAUUAUAAGAGUGCCAACUUCUCGGCAGCGCUACUUACAAAAAUUAGGAAUGAAACUGAAAAAAAGAAAGGAGUUUACAAGAUGGAGUAUUCCCAAUACAAUCCCUACCUACCUACUUUUUUAUGUACCUCCUUACUCACUUAUUCACAUCCUUACUUCCAGUUGUAAAUACUUCCUUCCUUACUUACCUAUCUGCCUGCCUGCCUUCCUGCCUGCCUACCCAUCCGCUCUAUUACCAUUUUUCUGUACCUAUUAAUGGUUACCACUAGAAUAGAAAGGAAUUUAUUCAGUACAAGACUAUGCUGUAGUAGUGCCUGGUUACCCCUGGCACCUAACUUUUGUUCCCUGGAUGGCAAGUAGAAAAUUUAAGUUUUUUCAUAGCAGUCAUAGGCUGGGGACCCUUGAUUUCACUGGGUCAAAGCACUGGGCUUCCUCAAGUUUUGUUAGAGCUCAGCCUUGUGGUGUUUGUUUGACGUAACAAAAACCCUGCUGAUCGAGAAACCAUUAAUUACUUUUAGGCCAAGAAUCAUAAAGCCCCAGGAUCCCAGGGACGAUGGCCAAAGAAGAGUGCUGAGAUUCUUCUUCAGCUUCUCAAGAAUGCUGAGAGCAAUGCCGAGUUCAAGGUGAGUGUACAAUGUAGGUUUCAGGUCAAUACAGUGGAACCCUGCCUUCGGGCCACCUUGGUAAUACUGUCACCUUGUUAUUACAGCUACUUUUGUUUGGCCACCUGGGAAAAUGGCCAUACAUUUUCAGGGUGUUCAUUAGGCAUCAGAGAUUGGAGAAUUCUCCAUUUACUGUGCAGAAUUCUCUGACUAACGUUUGGUAGCUUAUGACUAUUUUUUAUUCCGACAUAGAGCCUCUUUCAUGAUAUUCUCCUGUAACGUUACACCUUUCUCCUGCUACUAGGAAUCUUAAUGAAAACCCUGCAUUUUUUAUAAAAAAAACCCUUGUUAAUACGGUCUCCCAUUAAGAUGGCCAAAUUUUUUCGGCCCAUUGGUGACCGUAUUAAGGGGGUUCCACUGUAUAUAUUUUGCACUGAAAUGAAGUUUUGUACUUGGCAUACUCAUGCACUCUUACUUUCAUUGACCUUUACUUGUGGACAAGCUAUUCAUUUAGUUUGUAAGUUUUCUUUCCGUGCAUCGUUAAGUCUGUUUUUUUGUACCAUCCACUGGAACCAUAAAAAUGUUCUUUUCUUGACAUGUGCAUUCUAUUUUUCUCCAGGGAUUAGAUGUGGACUCGCUGGUGGUCGAGCACAUUCAAGUUAAUGCAGCUCCCAAGAUGAGAAGGAGAACCUACAGAGCACAUGGACGUAUAAAUCGUAAGUCACUGUUUAUUUUUAUUGUAAAUGCUUUGAAGCCAGGAGUCAUGUCAUAGGAAGUCAAGUACAAUUUUCUUGAGGAGCGUACAUCAUUGUACAGUAAGUCCUGAAUAAGGCUGUUAGUGACUGCUACUGAUGUUUUGACAACCAGUGCAGAAGCCAAAUGAAAGGCUCUGCUAGCAAGGUGAUUUGCCACAUUUGGAUUGUUAUUUCUUCAUGCCCAUCACUAUGUAAGUUACCUAUCCCCACAUAGUCAGUGAUGACUGUUGAGGCACCACAGAUGACUUGGUUAGAGUAGCCUGCAUAACUGGCGGGAUUACUGUAGUGUGGGAGUGUUGUAUUGUUUUUGCAGUGGAGCCACGAGAAGAGUGGGUACAAGCCAAUUUGAAAUCUGGGUAGCAUUCAAAACUCAUAAGAAAUGUGGCAGGUGGUAUUUUCCCUUGUGGUUCCGCCUCUCCUUUGGCAUAGUAGCUCGGCUUCCAGAACGUACCCCGGCCACAAGAAUGUGCCAGUUAUGCAGGGUAUAGGUACAGCAGUGGGGUAAUUUUAUAUGCUGUUUUCCUUGUUGAUUGCAGCGUACAUGAGUUCGCCAUGUCACAUAGAGAUGAUCUUGGCAGAACGCGAGCAAGUGGUGCCACGAGGAGAAGAUGAAGUUGAAGUUAAAAAAGUUUCCAAGAAGAAGAUGGCGCGAGAAAAGAUGAAGUCCAGGGAAUAG